Huiozyma naganishii CBS 8797 is the source of this 825-nucleotide messenger RNA. RefSeq names its product 3-oxoacyl-[acyl-carrier-protein] reductase (NADPH) (gene OAR1). Gene Ontology annotation, molecular function: oxidoreductase activity, acting on the CH-OH group of donors, NAD or NADP as acceptor. The transcript has a single exon. The coding region runs from base 1 to 825 and encodes 274 amino acids. Lineage: Eukaryota; Fungi; Ascomycota; Saccharomycetes; Saccharomycetales; Saccharomycetaceae. The record is from RefSeq and is a predicted model, not a curated record.
AUGGAGCCCGUAGCGAUAGUGACUGGAGCGACACGAGGGAUCGGACAGGCCGUGGUACGGGAGUUGUCCCGGCAUGGCCUUAGUUGUAUCGCGGUCGGGUCCUCCUGGGAUUCCGCACGGAGGGUCGCACCAGGAUCGCACCUCCACUUCACGACUCACUCGCAGAGACACACCGCGCUAGCGGUGGACCUUGCGCAGUGGCCGCAGUGGACACGAGGGACACGUUCAAGGGCGUUCGUUGGCGCAGUGAGGACAACUGCGAGGAGGGGGAGGUUCUCGCUGUUCCCGCGCGCACGACGGGGGCAAGAUGCCCAGUACGUCAACUUGCUUGUGAACUGUGCUGGUGUGACACAGCGGGCACUUAGCGUCAACACUCCAGCGGAGGUCGCCCAGAGGAUCGUCAACGUUAACCUCAUGAGUAUGUUCACACUGUGUAACGUGGCGACGAAACAUAUGAUCCGGGCUGGGAGGCGCCGGGGCAGUUCUCUACUGGAAGUUACACCGAGCCCCUGUAUCAUCAAUGUGUCUUCGUUGCUGGGGGAGACAGGGCACGCGUUACCUGGGACGAGCGUCUACGCAGCGACGAAGGCGGCCAUCACGCAGUAUACGGCUGCGAUUGCACAGGAAACGGCCACUUGGGGGGUUCGAGCGUUGAGUAUCGCACCGGGCGUAGUAUCAGACACGGAUAUGGUUCGUGGACUCGACCAAGCCGCGCGAGAACAACUCGUGCAGGCACUUAUGGGACUCCCGGAGUGCACCACGGAGGAUAUCGCCCGACAAGUCUGGUCCAUGUACGAGGGGGAGUCUCAGUCUGGCUCACUGUGA